GUGACUAGAGAUGGGAUUCUGUGGUUCUCUUUACUAAAUGUUUCGGUGCUCUCUCUUUCUCUGAACGCACAUCGGAGGCCAAACUACAACCCAAGAAAAUCCGAUCAACGUCUUUCCAUUACUGACAAUGGACACCGACAUCACCAUGGUUCCCGCCGGCGAAGGAUCCGGCGCCUCCGCACCGUCUUCUUCUUCCUCUACCAAGAAACCUAAGCGUUUCGAAAUUAAAAAGUGGAAUGCCGUCUCUCUUUGGGCUUGGGGUGCGCUUUCACUAGUGCUAGCCAUAUUGUUGUGGACAAUUGUGCAAUUUGCAGGAAUCAUAUCAUGGAUCUCUGCAUUGAGUGCCAAGCUAAUCAGGCAAGUGCGACCAGCGAGGAGUGCACUGUUGCUUGGGGUAUGCAUCCUCUCUUAAACCCUAGCCCAAACCGCUGAAACUAUACUAAUAUUGUUUGUGUUGGACUUAAUUUCUGUUGCUAAACAUGUUUUCAUGAUUGGAUGGUUUGCAAACCAGAAUACUUUACUCUUUUCUUACGGUGCUUCUAGGUGGGCUUCUUCUUGUUAUUAUGCAAGACUGACAUUCGAAUUGAGAUACAUUUUUUAAAAAGGUGACGAAUGGAAAAGUAGUGCAAAUCAAAUAUUUUUGUCAUGUGAUUGAAUGAGAAAACUGAUAAGGAUAGAGUUUAUUCAACUGAGAAAUGAAUGUUUAGCCUUAAGUGUGUAUUUGUGGGCCGGUCAGGGUAGUGAGGGAAAACUAUAUUGCCUUUGUUCUUAUUGUGAAUGCAGUCCUGGUUAAUCAUUUCAGAGUUGACCAGCUAACUAAAAUGACAUUAUAUAUACAGAUUUAUUGAGUGCAAUUCUGCUUGGCUGACAAUCCAACCAGUUCAUAGGUUGGGUUCAAUUGCCUAACUAAGUUUGCAUAUUGACAAACUGUGGUAUACAUACUUAUCACUUUUUUUAGCUAUUUAAAAAAAUCAGUCACACUAACAUGAAAGCAUCAUUUGAUGGUUUUUCUUGUGUCUUAUAUUGCCUCUUCACAUGAUUUAUGUACAAUGUCCUAUACCUUAUGAUACUUUUUUAAUCUUAAUAUUAUGAUUUCUAUAAGUUCUAGAGGGUGUUUCAGGCUGACGUUUUGAACAUCUAUAAUUACCCUUUUCUUUCCUUUGUUUCCUUUUUCUUGUAA
Ilex paraguariensis (yerba mate) is the source of this 1180-nucleotide messenger RNA. Lineage: Eukaryota; Viridiplantae; Streptophyta; Magnoliopsida; Aquifoliales; Aquifoliaceae. The record is from the annotation of a GenBank genome assembly.